CUCCAUUCGCCACUAUUACUACCAACGAUAUUUUAUCAUGUUUCGAUCGAUAAUCGCUGCUCAAUAUAACACCAUCCGUACGUUUGCUUCUCAUAGUAUUCAAGCGCCUAAAACCAAAAUUGGUCUUGGCAACUUGGCUGAUAAUGCUGGUGCCGUUUCAGAACGUACUCGUGUAGGUCGUGGUCCAGGUUAUGGUAAAGGAAAAACAGCUGGUCGUGGUCAUAAAGGUCAAAAAGCUCGUUCUGGGAAUGGUAAACCAGUUCCUUGGUUUGAAGGUGGUCAAAUCCCUCUUGUGAAGCGAUUACCCAAGCGUGGUUUCUACAAUUUACACGGCAAAGAAUAUCAAGAACUCAAUUUGGAUCGUCUUCAACAUUGGAUCAAUACUGGACGUAUUGAUGCUACUCAACCUAUCACUAUGAAACAUUUAUUGGAUAGUCGAUGCAUUCACAAAAUUGAAGAUGGUGUCAAGAUUUUGAGUGUGGGUGCUGAAACAUUUAAUAUUCCCAUCACCAUCGAAGUAUCUCGUGCAUCUCAAAAAGCUAUUGAAGCUAUUGAAAAAGCUGGAGGAAAGAUCACAACUCGAUACUAUAAUGCUUUAGGUUUACGUGCUGUUGUACAUCCUGAAAAAUUCAGUCAAAUCCCCAAAUUUGCUGCUCCGCUACGAAAGGAAGAUAUCAAAUACUAUUCUGAUAUUAAGAACCGCGGUUACUUGGCUCAACAACAAUCUUCCUCUUUAGAAUAGAUUCUUUUUUUUUUGUGUGUGUAUUAUAUUUUUUAUCAUUUAUCAUCAUGUCAAUCCAUCCAUCCCAUUAAUAAAAGAACAUUUGUUUAUAUA
Molecule: messenger RNA, 835 nt
Organism: Halteromyces radiatus
Lineage: Eukaryota; Fungi; Mucoromycota; Mucoromycetes; Mucorales; Cunninghamellaceae
Product: ribosomal protein L18e/L15P
Exons: 5
Coding region: 38-742 (234 amino acids)
Biological process (GO): translation
Cellular component (GO): mitochondrial large ribosomal subunit
Molecular function (GO): structural constituent of ribosome
Source: RefSeq, a predicted model, not a curated record